AUGUACUUUAUGAAAAGAGCCAAAAGGGAAGGAGGAGGGGAGGUAGAGGGGAGGUAGAGGAGGGGCAGAGGAGAGGCAGAGGGGAGGCGGUCCAGGUGAGCGUCACUGUGAGCUGACUUUGUCUUCAGUCUUUCUUCAGCUAGGCAAGCAGAGGACCAGCAGAGACCGUCUGAUCUAAUCCUGCAGAGACCAGGACUGAGAGAUGAUCCCAGAACAGGUCAGACACAGACAGAGAGACCAUCUGUUUUUCUUUUACCGAUUUUGUUUUCUUAAAAAACUUUAUUUUGAAAAAGAAACAGAUUGGCUGUAUGUUUGAACGUAGCUGCUGUUCUAGUUUGAGGUUCACUUUUUUAAGGCUUUAUGCUCUGGGUUUGAUGUUUAUUCAUCUUGAACUGUCCUCAUUGGUCACUUAUGUUUUUCUGCUUCAUUUUAAUAUCAGUUGAUGGCUGUUUUGUUCUUCUUCUGUCAGAUUAUUUUCUCUACAGCAGGGGUUGUAAUCUUUCUGUUUUUAACCUCCUUAAAUUUUCUGAAAGAUUUUUUAAUACUGCUUUAAAAUCUGUGAACUGUUUUCUUAUUCUUUAAACUCUACAAAUGAAAAAGGCUUAUUCUACUCCUCUCAAACAUAGUAAAAUAGGGUGACACCUGAGUUUAUCUGCUGUAUAACACCAAACCUCCUUCACUUUUAGAGUGAUUCUAAAGUUUAUCAUCUUGCUUCCAUAUCAGUUUUAAAACAACAUACUCAGGUUAUAUUCUGCUUUUUUAUUCUAUUUAUAAAAAGAGACAAAUGAUGAUAAUUGUCUGUAGUUGCUCUAAUAUUUGUUCCAUUCAUCAGAUUUAGAAUAGUUUGUAGUUGCAGCUUUAGUAUUUCACUGUUUAUGAUGAAAGACAACUUUAAACCUUGUUUUUUCUGCAUCUUAUUGGUGUUUAUUGGUUAUAAAGUAAUACAUCUUUGUCUCUACUGUGUUUAAAGUAGAAGCCGAACAGUCCUCCUAUUAGAAACUAGUCAUUUAUUAAUUUUAAAAUGACUAAAUGUGGCUCUUUACAUGGACCAAUCUCAUUAUGGUGACUUUUUUUUUGCCUUAAAUUGGAGUUUAAUCAAUCCUAAAUGUGACUAUUGGUCUUCGAACUCAACCCCCUUUUAAACCACAUAAAUGGCUGUGUUAGUACAGGUCACUAGUGAAAGGCAUUCUGGGAGGAUGGUGGGGAUUUUGGGAGAUUAUUGGCUUAGCGAGACAGAACAAAAGUGCAGGACAGCGAAAACACAACUGAGCAGAAAAAGAGCGUCCGGUCGGAUCAGAGAGGAGGGAGGCUGCAGGAGGAGGAGGAGGAGGAGGAGGAGGGCUUUGUACAUCCUGAACCAUCCUGAAAACUGAACAGAAGUGAGGUUUAUUAACAAAUCGACAGAUUAGAGCAACAUCUGUUCUUUCUUUCUGCAACAUCUGUUUCAUGAGGUGAAGGAGAAUCUCUGUCAGAACUUUUUUUCUGUUGAAUAAGAGCAUCUAAAUCCACCAGAUUGCCUGAAAUAUUAGUUCUCCUUUUCUGAGGCCUCAGGUUUAUGUUCAAAUAAAAAUGUCAAAUAAAGUUUAUUAUUGAGCAAAUGUGUUUUAUCUCUGUCAUCUACAACAUUUCGAUAAAAAAACUUAACUAAAAUCUAUAAAUCAACCAAUGUGAGAAAGGCCAUCUGAGAACAGCAUACAGACUUAAAGAUGGAUGUAGAAGAGGAAGAUGUGGAAUUAAUAGAUGUCAUGACUAUCAUAUAAAAGUCUUAAUAGAAGGUAUGAGAUACAGUUUGAAGAAAGUAAGUCAUUCCUUAAUUGAAAGAAAUCACUUAAUAAAAUAAAAAGCCAAAAAAAUGACUUGAGAUUAAGAAGUCAUAACUAAGGGAUAGCAAGUCAUGAUUUCUAGAUUAUAAAUCAAAAGUUUUGAACUCAGGUCAAACCUCCUCAGGGCUCGAUCCUUAGACCACUAUUGUUCAUUUGUGCAUGCCGAUUGGAGCACAGCAGAUUGUCUAGUAUUUAAAAUGAUGUUUACACAUCAAGUUAUAUUUGAUGCCGUUUCUAGAGCUUUUAAAUCACAGACCAGUGUAGCUCAAAAACACAAGUCCAUCAGCCCCUGAGGUUCUGUAAGAGGUUAAAAUAACUUAAGAAUAAAAGAACUGAAGUCAUGAGACUUCAUGAGACAUCUGACCCCAGGUAUGUUUGCCUCCAGAAAAUGGUUUACAUGCAAUUGUUGACCAAGAUUUUUUGUCAGUUCUUUUGUUUAUUUGUUGAGUACAUAAAUAACCCCUUAAGAAUGAAACCUAUCAACGAUUUGACCUGUUCUCUAGCGCCACCAAUAGGCCAAACUUUAAAAGUAGAACUAAUGUAUCUUGAAAAGUUUUCAUACAAAUCUUCUCGAAUUUACUGACAACCUUUAUGACCACAAGAGGAUGAACCCCACUGGUUUCGGUGAUGAUAUGACCUUUCCUGUAGCGCCACCAUCAGGUUAAACUUUCAGUUUUUAGAGUUAGUGUAUCUUGGAAAUCUUUCAUCCAACAUUUUUCUGAUUUUGGGGUGCACAUUCAUGACUCUCAUAAAAUGAACCAUAUUGAUUAUUUUGCAUUAACUACCCAUGUUCUUGAGGGAAUACCCCACCCUCCACAGCUCAGGAAAUACAGUAUCAGUCCUAUACUUCGACAUGUGUGAGUACAGUAGGUCACUCAUACACACACUCACACACCUUCAUGCCCAUGGUGCAGGAAAGUUCUCAUGAGAAUAUUUUUCCUCCUCUCCCAUGUCACAGUAGCACCAAAAAUGGAAAAUUAUGGUCCCUCUACUGACGUCAACAACAAUGCAGACGUGCUGCUAUGAGCGUGUCUCACCAGACACACAGUCCCCCAUGUUGAAGACGUUCAUUAUUCAAGCUCUGCGUAUAACCAUCAAUUGAAAAUAUUGUAUUGAGAUGAUCAUUUAGGAGGUAUUUGUAGUUGAAAAGACUUGAGUGUGAUCAACUUGCAAGCCUACAGUGGCUUCCUCAUUUUGGCAGGAGCUUACAAGUCAAGUUGUUUCCCACAUGUCCGCACCACGAGAAGUAUCAAAGUUCUAGAGGGAAUAGCUGUUUUCUCCACCUCCCUGUUAUGUAUCAACUCAAAAGUAUCAACUCUGCACCUGUAGGUAUGGGAAUGUUUUACACAGGCAAGUUUUACACAGCCAAAACAGCUUGGGGUCAAAUCAACCCCAGAGGAACACCAAUGCGUGCAAUAUGUGUACAGCACAUUAAAAAAAAAAAUAUCAUCAUGAUAAUUUUAUGCUAAAUCAGUUGUCCCCAUCAAAUUAGGAAAAGUCAUAAAAUAUGAAGCAAAAAAAACAAAAGUCAACUAUUAUUUUUUAAAUGAUGAACACUGAAUGGGGUCAAAUUGACCCCAAGGAUAAUAGGAGGGUUAAAAGUCCAGUGACUGUUCUUUAAAUAUGACAUAUGCUGAUGUUUCUCUCCCAUCAGAUGGCAGACGACUGAGAUCACAACGAAUGGCUUCCACAGGAAGUGGCUUCCGUAAGUCUCAGAUGUUUACUUUUAUAUUUUUCACCUGACACAGACCGAAAUUUUCAAAGUUUAAAAUCCUGAUCGAUAACCUGCAGUUCGAACUUUGAACUCAGUGGAAAUUAAUUACUGACUUGAUAGACAUAUAAACUUCACUAUAAGUUGCUAUGGUACUGACAUAAGAACCAAAUGAAUAUGAACUUUUAGUGCAGAUUCUCAGGGCUGCACUUAUAAACAGAAGUCACCUUACACUGUGCAUUUUUGUGUGGAAGACAGCAGAUAAAAAUAUGAAUUUUUUUGUCAAAUUCCAGCUUUUUUACACCAACAUAACUGCUGCCACACUGCAAACAUUUCACAGCUUGCUCCAAUAUUGUACCAUUCAAACUGGAUGUAAAUUCUGAGCAGACAUAUUGGCCUGUUACACUUCAUCUUUAUAAUAGCUUAGUCAUUCACUGUGCAGGGAUCCAGGGGGACGAUAACCUCCAGUCCAUGCUGGUGGGGACUGUGAUGAGGAAGGUCAAGUCUCGUACCUGGAAGAAACAGCGCUACUUCAAACUCCAGGAUGACUGCAUGACCAUCUGGUACCAGUCCAAAAAAGCAGGAAAUGCCUACUCCACAUGUAAGAUCACAAGACAUGGAGACAACACAGGAAAUUGUAUAAUAACACAGGAGUAGAUCAAUGUAAUAGAUGAGAUUUGAUUAGAUGGAAUUAUGUAGGUAAUAAUGAUAAUAACAAUAGAUGUUGUCCCUGUUUUCUAAUACCCUUCCAGUGGAAACAACACCACAUCAUGACCUACAAGACGCUCUUGCACCACAGCAAAUACAAACAAGUGAACUGAUGCAUGAGUCAAAUUAAAGAAAGCAGGAUCAGAUGCAUUUAUUCUUACCUUUUUAAUGGAGAAAGUAAGAUGAGUGCCUAAAAUGGAGAAAACACAAUGCUAUAGUCAAAAUGAGCGAACACAGUUGGAGGAGCUUAGUGCAGAGCAAGGGUGAGCAAAUACUAAAGUAUAGUGCACUGAUAGUUUAUCUUUAAAUAGAGAAAACACGUUUUAGUGUUUACAUAGGUGUUUUCAUUUUUUUAAUGGAGAAAACAUGAUGUCGAGCAGUGAUAGCGCCACAGAGAUUCAGAAAAUAAGAAGCAGAGCUCUGUAAGAUGCUUGAAAUUGAGACCAAUUGAGAAACCAACAUGUAGUCCAUUCUCAGAUACCCAACAACUGGAGAAAACAUAAUAAAUGUACUUGAUGCAUAACUUUUGGUUUGAGAAAAAACAGGACACUUUUGGAUAGUGUACCUUAGAUUGGAAAAUGAAAUUGGCUUCAAAAUUCGUAUAAUAACACAAUGCAGAACCAAGUUGUUCAUAUUCUAUACAGUCUACAGUAGGGACAAGGCAUGAACCAAAUUGAACCAGAGUUUAUUUCAUUAUACAUGGUCUUUGAUCAGAGGAAACACAACAGCUAGUGGGAUCUUUGAUAGGAGAAAACCAAAAUAAAAACCUUAAAUUAGAGAAAACAGGAUUUAGUUAAGAAUAAUACAUGCCCAAUAAUUCACUGGGCUAACACACAGCUUAGUUUUAGCUAAGAUGACCCUAGAUUGAAGGGAGCAGGUUUUACUUACUUUAUGCAUACCCAUUAAAUGGAGAAAACACACAAUGAUUUUAGCUAGUUUGACCUUCAACUGGAAAAAAUAUAAGGUUUAAUGUUAUUACCUGUGACCCUAAAGUUAAAAAAAAAAAUCUAGUUCCAGCAAGUUGGUACUUAGAUUGUUAAAAACAGGAUUUAUUUUAUUAAAACUUACCUUAGAAUGGAGAGAAUUGGCUGAACCACCCAUAUCAUGACCUUAUAUUAGAGAAACCCAAAUCCACACCAUGAACAGUUGCCUUUGAAAUGAAGAAAGAGAGAUGAGGUAGAUUAAGAAAAGGAGAAAAUAUUAAAUAUGGUGCAUUGUUUAAAUGGGCACCCUUUAGUGGAGAAAACAAUUCAUUUGUUUUGCAAUGGUUAAACCAUAUCUGAAGUACUACUUUUUGCAUGCAGCUCCCCUCUAUCUCAGACUUUGAGUUUUAGAUGAUUUCUGGCUGUUCUUACCAACAUAUGGAUCGGUUUCAUUCCUACCAGUUCACCCCCUUCGCUUUUAGUUUCAGUAGGUGAUGUGGAGGCUAUACGAGAAGGUCAUCAGUCUGAGGUCCUGCUCACUAUCGCUGACGAGUUUCCCGCUGAACGAUGCUUCACGGUGGUUUUCCGUGGACGCCGGGGAAACCUGGACUUGGUGGCUGAGUCUGCUGAGGAAGCACAGACCUGGAUCACGGGCAUGAAGAAGCUGAUCGAGAGCCUAGAGAACAUGGGGGAGCGAGAAAAACUGGACCAGUAUCUUUAACCUUGUGUUUUACCUAUUUACUUUAUUUACAUAGUAGCGUUCUCCUCUAAGCUCAAAGGCUGUUUUAGAGUUAUUCUGUAGUUCCUGGUCGAUUAUCAUAUAAUCCAGUCCUGAACAUCCUGACACCGAGGCUUGGCCUUCAUCAAGAAGGAUAAAAUUGUAAUAUGUCUGUGAAAUAACAAAAUCAGCCUUGAAAUGAGUGGAAAUUAUUGGUAAGCCAUAGACCAUGUGGAUAAUACUUUUUUCUAACUUAACCCAGUUAAGAUCAGAUGGAGUCCAAAGAGCUUAAGAGUGGUUUGUGAAGGAUUUCUGGAUAACAAAGUUAUUCAAAGUUGGAACAUUUGUAAAAGUUAAAUGUCAGGACAAAUGCGUCCAGAGUGAUUUAUAAGCCCAACAUUUUAUUUUAACGCGGGAAUAGACAGAACUUGUGUGGUUCAGGGAGACUGUGAGUGAUAGACUGUGUCAAUGAUAGUUUUUAAAGUGGAACUUUCCUUUAAUGGUGAAUUCAGAUGGAUUGGUGACUGGUUCAAGAAGGCGGACAAGAACAACGACGGCCGGAUGAACUUCAAGGAAGUGCGAGAUUUACUUAAGAUGAUGAACGUAGACAUGAAUGAGCACCACGCCCAUCAACUCUUCACAGUGAGAGCUUUUAGUCUGACCUUUGAUUGUUAAUGUGAUUUAAGUAUUCGCCACUUUUCUAUCACCAGUUUGAGGGUCAAAAACCAUGCUCCUGGUUCUUCUUUAGACAGCGGAUAAGUCAGAGUCAGGUACGCUGGAGGACGACGAGUUUGUGCUCUUCUACAAGAUGCUGACCCAGAGGGAGGAUGUGCUGACAGUUUUCCAAAAGUUCUCCUCAGAUGGCCAAAAGUUAUCCCAGAGUGACUUAGAGGACUUCCUGAGAGAGGAGCAGCUAGAGGACAACAACAUUCAACAGUAUGCCAAGCAUCUUAUCGAGUGUUAUGAGCCGUCUGAUGCAGGUACGGUGAUGGUGAACCACCUGUCUCUUUGUAUUCAAUGUGGACCCCGGCCUAAGAUGUGUGAUGUUCCUGACUAUUCUGCUGUUUUCCAGCAAAGCUGAUGAACGCCAUGACAUUCGAUGGCUUUUUGAUGUACCUCGGCUCAUCCGAGGGCUCCAUCUUCAACCCACAGCGGCGAGGCGUCUUCAUGGACAUGAGCCAGCCUCUCUGCCAUUACUUCAUCUCCUCCUCCCACAACACUUACCUGAUGGAGGACCAGCUUCGAGGACAGAGCAGUGUGGAGGGAUACAUCCGGUAAGACUGCUGCCUUCACUCUACUCAGGUUUGAUCAUAUGGAGAGCUGACUUUGCCCAUCCUUCAGCUUGGUCUAUACCUCUGCGGCAACUCUAGCUGUGCUGUAAUGGUGGAUGCCAUUGUGAGCACGUUGGGGUGUCCAAGUCACUCUGCAAUAAAAAUGCUAAUUAAUGCUAGUUGUUAGUACUAUGCCCAUAUUUGUUGUAUUUCCAUUCCCAGUUUCACUAUGUUUGUGCACAUGAAACCAUGGCGACUGAAUCUAAGGGUAUAAUAUCGAAGAAGGAGCUGAUAUCUGUUGUGCAGCAGUUGAUCAUGCUGGAAUUAUUGCCAUGAAGGGAACAGGGAGAUUGAGUUGGACCAUGUGGCUGCUGAGGACAGAGACCGGUGGUGAUACUGGAAAUGUCCACUGCUAAGUUUGUCUCAAUGUAAAGUUAAACUUUUGCACAAAAAUCCAUGGAUGUUGGUUUCAGGUUACCUUAGGGGUAAGGCUAAGAGUAGAAACCAUAGGGGGUACGCUGUUUGAGCCGAGCGUCAUCACAGCAACUGUUGGUGACUCUCCCACCAAAUGCCUGCAAGGCUGCUGCGUAAGUGGUGGUUCCAAGAAGUGGAGAAAAUCACGUAAAUACCGUGAGCAAUUUGGCUUCAAAUUCGUAUAAUGACAGAAGGCGGAACCAAGUUGUCCAUAGUAUAUACAGUCUAUGGUAGGGACAAGGAGUCCCUACGAGGGACUUGUGAUCAGUACGUUGGGUGGUGGACAUUCCAGUAACACUACCAUCCACUGCUGUCCAACAGUGGACGGUAGUGUUGUAUCGGGACAAUUAGGGGUGUCCCGAUACAACUUUUUUACUUCUGAUACGAUACCGAUAUUGUAUCUUUCUGUAUUCAGUAUUGAUCCGUUUUUAACACAAACUUGCACAUGACAAGUUUUACACUCAGCUGCAACGUCUUUUUCGGGCUUUAAUGUAAAUAACUGCCACACAGCCGACAUCACUCCUACUCUUUUCUACUUUGUUAGGACUUUAGUACUCACUGUUGUUGUGAUCACUUGGGCUCCAUACGCUGGAUCCAGGUGCUGCUAGAUAGAGAUGCUAGAACAGAGUCUAGAAUGGACUGCUUGAGUGCUGAUAUUGGAGAUUUAAGAUCCAAGCCGACAAAAUCUGAUAUUUGUGUUUUUGCUCGGAUCGGGACACCCCUACCUACAAACCAGUCCCCAUGACUUCCUGUGCCUAAACCAGGAUGAAAUAUGUAGCGCUUACAAUGGUGUUGUCCACCUGGUAUAGAUACGUGACUAGGUCAGUGCAGAAGCUUAAACCAGAAUUAGAGACAUUAGAAGCAAUAUUUAAAUCUUGACUUGAGCAUGAUUUAGACUGGUUUCUAGUUGUCAACUGCACAUAAACUUGUGCAAACCCGCCUGGAAAUCGUAGAGCUAAGAUACUUUCAUGAGUGCAAACAGGACUACAAUUUUUCCAAAGGUACUGACCUCUUCAACUGUCUCUGACCCUUUUAUCUCAUCAUAUUUAAAGUAAACUAGGAUUUUCACAUAAAUCCAGAUUUAGGAAGAGAUUUAAGGGUAUCAGGGAUGUCCUCAGAGGAAAUUCUUCUCCCCUAUUGUGUUCUCGUUGAUGCUCCAUUGAGCCUCUCAGUGGUGAUGAGUUUCCCCAGAAAGCUCUGAAUUAAUCGUCCAAUGAUAAUCAGAGAGCAAAAUGUACUCAUCCGGUUCGUAAGGUGGAAAUCCUGGCUUCUCUCCGGGUGAUGACUUCUUAUUUUAAAUCAAAUUUAUUAACAUAAAUAUCAAUCCCAUAAGACCUCAUUAACCUUGUCGUUAUGCUCCUACCUCUCUGUGACCCUGAGCCAAAUCAUCAGAAAAAGGUUUGUGUGUUUGUGCUCAGGGCUCUGAGUCGAGGCUGCCGCUGUGUGGAGGUGGACUGCUGGGACGGUGCGAACGGAGAGCCCAUCGUGUAUCACGGACACACCUUUACCUCCAAGAUACUCUUCAAGGAUGUGGUCAAUGCUGUGGGAAACUAUGCCUUCAAGGUAGCAUCACCUGACCCAAACAAGGCCAGCCAACUCAGGGCAACUCAGGUCAUGAUGAAGAGCCAAAAAGUUUAAGACUGUGUUAAUGUCAUGGAAUGCGAUAUAGGCAGACUGUUUCAAUGGAGAGAACUACAUUUUUCUGUCUUGACUUUAGAGCGGAGGUGAAUAAGUCAUACCGACAACCGACCACUCCAAAGACCAGAAACCAUGCAGACAUACCUAACUAAAUUUGAUGUAUUUUGUCUAAGUCAUCUGAUUUUUGAUAAUUUGGGACAAAAACUUGACUCUAGAAGUAAACAUCCAACCACUACAGCCUCUCAAAGUCAGCUCAGAUCUCACUUAACGUGUCCAGAAGCCGUCAGUAAGCUUUGACCCAUUUGAGGAACUGCAAAUGGUUUGUUGCUUUUGGAUGAGCCCAUCAUUCAAGUUUGUAACUUUUGAUUUUUACCCUCACAGUCAAUAGAAAGAACAAUCACAUUGACUAAAUUUAGCUUCCUUAAUGUCCCGUUGACUCCUUGGGCUGUCACUGAAGUUGUUUCUUGCUUUUAUCAUCCUGUGAUGCUGUAUCAACAAACCGCUUAGCAUCUCAUUCUUUAUUUAUGAGGGAGUACAACCACGCAACAAUAUCCAGGACAUCAUCCAAGACCCUGAUAAAGAGAGACGGUCAGGGAUCAGCCAGCCUCAUGCCAACGCUAACAGCUGCCAGGUUCAGGUGUUUGUCAGAGUGUGCCAUGUAUGAGCAUCUGUCUGCAGCUUAGUAUUAUUCCCUCAUGACCCCGUGUCCAUCCAUCUGCUGCUCUGUCAGCCAGCUGAGCACAACCCACAGGUGUAUGCAGCAGGUGUAUUAGCUUUCCCCUGUGAUAAUGCUCCACAGUGUUGGAUUACAGACUCCCCUCUCUCUCUCUCCCUCCCCUCUGUCCAGGUAUCAGAGUAUCCGGUCAUCCUCUCCAUCGAGAACCACUGCAGCAUCGAGCAGCAGAAAGUCAUGGCCCAACACCUCAACCACAUCCUGGGUGACAAACUGCUGAAAAGCACACUGGAUGGGAAGGCUCCCGUCGGGCUGCCAUCUCCUGAGGUGAACAGCGAUCUGGUGUCCUUAAACCACCUGCUGCUCAGAUCCUUAAAGAAAAUCUAGCUUUAAAGCUGAAUCCACCUCUGUCGGACUUUUGAGCAUCCCACCAUUAGACUAUAUUUGUUGACCACAUAACUACACUACAUUUCAUCAGUGAAAGUAUGAUUUUGACAAGAUUUUUACUAUUACGUGCAGUAUUAUCAUGUGUAAAAUAUUGUAGAAUCCUAUCUUGCACAAAAAAGUAUAUUUUCUGCUGGAGACAUGUUUUAAACUUGAGGGAAUAAGUUAUUAUCUUUUUUUUUUUUUUAAUUCUUUAUUUUGGGGAUUUGGCGAGCAGAUCACAUCACAUAGCAUAGAAAAGGCUGACAACUAAAUUACCUCUGCAGUCCUUGAUUUUUGGAUAAACCUAUAAACAAGGUGGGAGGAAGAGUAUGUAUACUCCGGAGUGGUGGGAGUAAAAAAAGAAAAAGAAAAGUGAUUUGGGCAGAGACAAAAAAACUCACUGAUCAGCAGCACUCGCAAUAAAAAAAUGAAAAGACAAUGUCAUAAAAUUCUUAACUGGUCACCUCUACAAAAUCUGCUCACAAAGGCCUUACAUAUUUAACCCACUUAGAACAGAGUUGAACAAAAAUGUCUUUCUGAUGUAAACAAAAGGUAAUCUUUUCCAUAACGUACGUAUAUGCCAUUUACAAUAUCAAUCCACUCUUGUAUUGUGGGGGCUUCAGGAAGUAACCAAAUCAGAAUUCCAGACAGGUAUUUAUCAGGCUGAAAAUCAACAUUUCCAAAAAAUAAUGUUGUAAAUUGCAAAGGCGGCUUCUAAUGUUUUAUGGAAUUCUAUCCAGAAGGGCUUUAUCACUAGAUAAGUUAUUAUCUGCUAUGCAUGGGUGCAACACAGGUCAACAAGGGGGUUAUCUUACGGGCCCAACGUGAUUAUCUUGUACCUGAGGCAGUAUCUUUGAUGCACAAUACAGUAACCAGGUGAGAAAAACUUCACCUGCAGUUGUGCAGAUUUUUAUUCUGUUCUUGUGCAUAGAAUAAAAAAAGUCAUAAAUUGAAGUUAGUCAUGAAGUAAAAGAAAACUGUGAUGCAGUUGUCUUGUAAGACUUUGGUAAUGUAAAUAUUUUGCGUGAUGAUAGCAAGAUGAAUAUUUUGUGUGCACAAGUACCAUUGAUUGAUCUAUUUGACUCAUCAGAUCUCUUGGUUGUCCUGGUUCCCCUUUUGAGUCAAUCUGAGUCCACAUGCAACCUGAUUUACUCAACGCUGUAAUGAUUUUCCCUCUGAAAUGGUGGAGGAAGUUACAAUUGUCUGAAAAUCAAGCAGGAUUGGACAGGUGAUGAUGUGGUUUUGUUCGGUCCUCCUCUCAGGAUCUGAAGGGGAAGAUCCUGCUGAAGGCGAAGAAGAUCGGCGGUCUGGAGGAGAACUUCAAUGGGAUGGCUGAGGACUCUAUGACCGGAGAGGUCAGCGAUGAAGAUGAGGCGGCGGAAAUGGAGGAAGACAACCUCCACAGAGACAGUGUGCGCCGCCUGCUGAAGGUAGGUCAGGUGGUUUGACAGGCAGUGGUGAACCUCAUUGACCCAGACGGUUUAUUAUUCACAGUCUGAUGAGCCGGCCUGGUACAGAGUCAGGAUACUCUAAUUCAGGCUGAUGAUAAGACUCGGAGGCAGAUCAGGAAGAGGACUUUAAUGCAUGGAUGGAUUAAACUGGGUGACUCUGAGUACAGCCACUCCUUUUAAUGAGGAACAUCUAGUUAUGGACUUAAUUUAAUGAAUAAAGCUGGUGGAGGAACUCUUGGUUAAUUAAUGAAACCUAUGGACUUCAGAGGUCUCCAAUAAAGGACUUUUAAAAUAUAGCAUAGAGCUUGUUUUAGGACACCCCUGUCAAAUUUUUUAUAUACUAUGAAACAUUUGUUUGGAGAUAAACUUUAAAAUCAGUUAAAAAAAAGGUAUUUUGUUUCAGUUUUUAGGUUCUCUUGGCUUUAGUUUUCAGACACCCCUGCUGUCUGCUUUUAGUUACCCUUUUUUACCAGUUUCAAGGUCAUUUCUAUCAUUACAUCAGAUUAACCUUUCGUGUCUGUUUCACAGCAUCUUUUGAGAAUUGUUUAUUGGCUACUUUAAAGUCCUUUCUAGUCAGUUCUUUGUACCCGUCCCUAUUAGUUUUCAGGUGUCAUCAGCUGUCUGCUUUGAGGUACCCUGUGCUACCAAUUUCAGGGUCAUCUCUAGAAUAUAUCAAAUACAUCAACGUAUAUUAAAAGCCUUUGUGUCUUUUUUGAGGUAAUUCUAUGUAUCUGUUCACUGGCUACUUCUAAAAAUCUUCAUAUUUAGAAUUUGGUGCCUAGUCCUGUUUGCUUUUACAUACUCUAGCUGUCUGCUUUGAGGUACCCUGUAGUUGCCAAUUUUAAGAGUACCUCUGCCAUAUGUUAAAUAAACUCUUUAACCCCUCACUUACCUUUAAAUGGUUCCUUAAAGGCAUCUUUCUUCAGGAACAGUGCCAAGAUUUUUCCUAAAAUCCUUGUUUGGGGUUUAAGGUAUUUUUUUAGUUUUUAGGUACCUUUGUAGUUGGACUAAUUGCACUUUUUGAGACUUUUUUUUGAUUUUUCAAAUUUGUUUUUAGAUCAUUUUUAAAAUCUGUUUUAGAAAUCUUAAUAUCUCUUUUGUGUUUGUAAGUCCCAGUCCCAGGUAGAAGCGAGAAGACUGACUCAACAGCAGACUGACUGUUUUUCAGUUCUGAUCAGACACUAGUGCUGAGAUGUCUGUCUGUCAUGAUAGCAUGUACUGAGUUGGGGCCAGUACCAGAAAAGUACAUUAAACUAUAAUUCAUAAACAUAAGGUAACAACCGAGACCUAACAGUGAAGUGACAGCAACACGAUUGAGUUUGAGACAGUGAAAAUACAUAUGGUAUGUUGUAUCUGAACAGGUUAGCUUACGAGCUAAAGCUACUUUGCACAGAUGAAAGUUAAAACAAAGACGUUUAGCAAACUGUUAAAGCACACAAACCAUCAUCACAUGAGAAAUCCGACGCUAUGACUCCCCACAAGUUGUCCUUCAGGUUGUUAUCUUUGUAAUAUUUGUGUUUUUUAUCAAAAAGCUCUCUGUUCUCCGGCACGUAAACAAUCAGCCGGUCGGCCAUGUUGGAUAUACCGGUGAAUCAGAAGUCGCAACAACACGAAAACUGAUUGGUCAUAAGUGGACCCACAGUACAAAAAACGUUGCUGAUGUGAACGCUUGUAUUGUCAGGAUACAGGUUCAAAAGAAAUACUGACGACUGAAAAACGGUUGUGAGUCACAGAAAAAACAUCUCCUCAGGUGUCCUUAAAGGGUGGUUUUAAGGUAUCUUCAAGAGUCUGGUUUAUGGUACCUUUUUGGUAGGUUUGAAGAAACCCUUUUAAAGCUGAUUAUAAAAGUACUUAUCUGCCCGUGUUUUCAGGUCAACUAUAAGUGGUUUUUGAGUUGACCUCAAAGUCUGUUUGGAGGUUUCUGUUACUUCAUGAGAAAUACUUUUGUUUUACUGAAACAGAGUGUAAUCAGAGAGAUAAAAAAGGAUUCAAACCUAAAGAGGAGAAACUCUGGUUCUUUUCUCCCUUCUAGUGUGAUUGUUGUCACACUCUGAAAGGACGAAUCUGUUGGGCUUUCUAACCCAGCGGAAAAGGAUUGUAUAAACUUCUGUCAUCCCUCAUGAAAAAUCCAGAGGAUUGAAGGGCAGGGAGCAGACACAGGGUGUUAGAUAAGGUGAUCUGUUUACACUGUGAGAGCUAAGAGAGACAGGGACGAGCUCACCCUCCUGACACUUAGCCUGUCUGAUCUAAGGUGAACUUUUCCGAACUCAGAGACAGAAAAAAGGGAAUAUCUGUAUAUUUUCAGGCAUUUCAGAUCACACCAAAGUAGCAAAUCUCUGUUUUCUUCUUAUUUGAGCCUCAAGUGGACAAGAUGUAUGAGAAAGGAGGUAGAAUAAGGUCUUUUGUCCGCCAGACAAUGCCAGACUGGUUUGAGUAUGUAAAAGUUAUUCAGUCUCCUCGAUAUGGGAUACCCGAUGCCCUGAAAGCAGUCAUGAACCACCUCUACAGCUAAAUAUUAGAGGUCUGAUGGACCAUGGGAUUGAAAAACAGGUGAGCUGAUCUGCCCUCUGAACUCCAGCUAUGGUAAUAACAUUGAAUUUAACAGAUACAAAUGACUAAAGGGAGUUUGUUUCACAAUGUGGUUUACACAUUUAGGUCUGAUUUCUCUGGAGGUUUCAUGGCCCAGUUAGAACCCAGAGCUCUCUGGAGGGAUUAUAUCGCUUUUUACCUGGAAACAUCAACAUCCCAGGAUCUCCAGGAGAGGGCUGGAAAACAUCCUUCCUGGGAUUGUAGGCCAUGCAACUGUUUAAGUCUGAAUGUGAAUCUCCCUCCAGUGCAGCAGACGGGGUGUGCAAAGGACAGGCUGGCCACUUAGAGUCAUGUUUAUUGAUGGGCAUUUGAGAAGCUGAAACGGCACACUGGGAUGGCUGUCAACAUGGUCAUCAGAGGUGAGGCCAGCGUCGAGUCUGGCAGCGAUGUGAGCCCAGCGGUGCCUCAGCUGAUGGUUUAGGUGUCUAGCUGUAGACAGGUAGACGGGGGCAGGUCGAGUACUCUGAGCCUCAUCUGGCUGAGCCGGAUCAGCUUUCAUGUGGUUAAAGGAGGCGUGCAUGCAGCGACGCUCUGUUGCUGUUGUGUUUGGGACCGCCACACCUCUGAUCCCCACAGUCAUGGAAGCUACGCCACCUGGCAGUGCACCUGCUUCUGCUUGGCAACAUGCUGGAGUAUCACUUACCCAAUUCAAGAGGAGGUUUCAGUGCGCCCAGUGCUCCCACCCAUGACGGGAUUCCUCUGGUGGAAGAGGGUUUACCCAAUCACGCGAUGUGUUACAUUGACAGUCCGUUCACUCUUACCCUGGGCACAUUUGGUUGAUCUGAGUGAUGGUCUUAGCAUGUUUGACUGUUUAAAGAUGGAUCAUCAUAUCUGAGAGUUUUAUGACUUUUGGUGGAGUGAGGUGAAAACCUUCAUGAAGAGCAAAUGUCCAACUGCCUCAACCCCUGAACUCUGGCUGUUGUACAAUGAGAAUUAGAUAUCAGGGAGAGUGGGGUAAGUUGAGCCACCCACUGUUGUUGGGAAAAGAAAUUGAUCAUGUGACCAAAUAUUUAGGAGAUGGGCGUCAAUUCGUAGAGUCUGUGAAGGUUAGAAGCACGUGGUUAGACAUUUAUUUCCAAAAAAACAUUUUUCACUCUUCAGGUUAGCUUACGAGCUAAAGUUACUUAGCACAGAUAAAAGUUAAAAAACAAAGACAUUAAGCAAACUGUUAAAGCACACAAACCAUCGUCAUAUGAGAGAUCCGACGCUAUGACUCUCCACAAGUUGUUGUCUUUGUAAUGUUUGUGUCUUUUAUCAAAAAGCACUCUGUUCUCCAACGCCUAAACAAUCAGCCGGUCGGCCAUGUUGGAUAUACCGGUGAAUCAGAGGUCGCAACAACACACAAUCUGAUUGGUCAGAGGUGGACACAGAGUAUGCGAAACUUUAGAAAAAUCAACCAUGAUCCGAAAAAAUAAAUGCCGCAAUAUCGCAGGACGGAAAAAAGUCGCUGAUGUGAACGCUUGUAUUGACAGGAUAUGAAUUCGAAAAAAAAUAUUGACAUCCGAAAUAAUCGCACGACAAAAACGGUCACUUUAAAAGUGAAUUUAGUCUGUCAUUAGUUUUAUUAGAAUGGGUUCAGACCAAAAAAGAUUUUAUUUUAAAAUUUACACAUCAGUUGUGGUAUCUAUGAGCUACAACAUUAGGUCAAAAACCUAGCAUCAACUGACUCCAUACAUGUGUUAAGUUAUGCUAUAUCAUCAAGACAGUUAUGUUAACACUCAUUCUGUUGGUUUGCAGGGAUGCACAACAUCUUAAAAUAUAUGCAGAUGUACUAGUUAGAGACAAAACUAUGAUUGCCUUGAUGUAGUGAUCCAAAAUAUGAAAAAAUGGCCCAGCUUACCCCACUCUCCCCGAAAGUAUGUGGACAGUUUUGGCCUUAUGUCGCCAUGAAAACAGACUUUCAUGUCAAUGAAAACAGAUGUUUCAGAAAACACCUUCUCAGGUGGAGAUUUUUCUGUAUUAAUGGUGGCAGCAAAAAGCUGAAGUUUUUGGGGAAACUGACUCCAUGACCUGAACUUGUGCAAAACUAUCUCUGUUUUUAUACUAAAUCAAAUUUCUUUGUUUUUUUUAAUGGCACAGAGAAUUUAUUUAGAUACAUAUAUUUAUCAUAGCAUGUGUAAUCUAACUCCAAGGAGCUCUUUCUGUUUUUGGUGUCAGCCUUGCAAUCUUCUCAGGGGAUCAAGUCUUGCCUGACGACAGUUGAGAUCCCAGCAUGACUCAAAACCUUAAUGAGUUGAUAAAGGUUGGAUAGAAGGAUGGAUCGGUGAACUUUUUCUCUUUUAGUGCUGGAGUCCCAGGGGCAGCCUGGGACUCAAGAAGUGAGCGAGGGGGAAGAGAUGAGAUCUACACUAUUGAACAGUGAAGUCACAGUCAGGUGACCACUGAGGGGUCUCUGGAUUAUUUGAUUGCUGAUUAGUUCCAUCUCUUUCACUUCUGUUAAACACUUGGCGUGAGAAACAUCCUCUCCUCCUUCUUUUUUGUCUUUGUCUAUCCACAGAAGUCAAAGCAGCGCCUCUCUAAGGAGCUGUCAGAUUGCGUUGUUUACUGUAAGAGCAUCCACUUCAGUAGCUUCAAACACUCUCGGAUCCACUCCAAGUUCUAUGAGGUGGCAUCUUUUACAGAGUCCAAAGCUCGGAAACACCUGAGAGAGACAGGUGAGUAGCAAGAGGCAUGACUGCAUAUUUCAUAUUCAGUGUCUGAGCGUUUGAUAUUCUUUGGCCUUAAAUCUGAUCUGUGUCCUUCACAACAUGAAUACUGCCUGGGCACUCUGAGUAAGUCCAGGUCCACUUUAACCCUGGGUCUGUUAACAUCUCUGUUUCAGGGGUUGAAUUUGUGCACCAUAACUCCCGCCAGCUGACCAGAGUUUAUCCAAGCGGCUUCCGUACUGACUCCUCCAAUUUCAAUCCUCAGGAAAUGUGGAACGCUGGCUGCCAAAUUGGUGACUGCAACUCAAAGACAUAUCAGACAUCCAUAUUUCAUACUGUUCACCCUUUUGAUACUGCAGAGCUACAGUUUUCAGUGACUUUAAAUCUAAUAAAAAAUUACAUGUAACCUCAAAGACAAGAUAAAUGUCCUUUAACUCUAUAUCCUGAAAUGUUAUAGAUCAGUAUAGAUCAAGUCCAGUCCUGGAGGCCCACUGUCCUGGAUGUUUUGGAUGUUUCCCUGCUCCAACACACCUGAUUCAAAUAAUCAGCUCGUUAUUGAGCCAUUACAGAGCUUGAUAACGAGCUGAUCAUUUGAAUCAGGUGUGUUGGAGCAGGGAAACAUCCAAAACAUGCAGGACAGUGAACCUCGAUGACUGGACUUGAGAACCACUGUUAUAGAUUAUAACCCCAAAAAGAGAGAAAGACCUCUCUGUUGUACUUCUUAAACAAGAAACAGCUUUCUCAUUGUUCCUGUCAAAGCUCCAAUAUUUCAUGUCUUGUUCAACUAUAAUCAAUCAAUCAUACUGUUCAUGAAAACAUCACAAUACAGCUUUUUACUGUUUACAGUGAAACUGAGACUCACCACAAACACAUAAGGCAGGAUUAUGAGUAUUUCCUCUUAAAAUGGAGGAGCUUUUGGAUUAGGAGCAGCAUGGCAAACCUAAAUUCAAGACUACAAAUAUUUGUACAUAUUUUGGGGUCCUUUUAACAGGCUCAAAACCUUUGCAUGAAUUUCUUUAGCCUGCAGCAAUGUAAUCAAAGUUUAAGUUGUUGAGUUUGUCCCUUACAGGCUCAGGUUAUUGUCCAAAGUGUCAGAAAUAAUUCUAGAAAGGAUCCCUGCAGAGGUAGACCUUUUAAUUUUUAAAGAAAAACAGGUGUCACUUCACUUUCAUUUAAGUUCUUGGUAUCCAUGUCAUGUCUAGAUUAUGAUCAACCUCUUCUUGUCUUGGCUUCUUGUCUGUGCUAUCUCAAGUAAAGUGACCUAAAGCAUUGUCAAACAGGCUGUAAUGGGACACAGCUAAUAGCAACCAGUAUCUUAGCAGCACAUUGUUCCAUCUUCAAUAUUUAUGAGUAUUUUUGUUUUCCAAAUAGUUUCUCAAAGAAAUAAACCUAAGGCUUUUUUGUUUUUUUGUUCAUACAGUUGCAUUAAAUUUCCAGACCGCAGGGGAGGGGAUGGAUCUGAACGACGGGCUGUUCAGCCAAAAUGGUAGCUGUGGCUAUGUCAUGAAGCCCAAUUUCAUGAGAGUGACAGAGAAAAGAUUUGACCCUGAGACGCCUGAAAAACGAGAAGGAUACCAACCCGUGGUCUUCACUGUGCAGGUUCACAUCACAAAGAAAAGUAGACAAUAUGAAGCCCAUUGUACAUGUAAGACUCACACUGUGUGCUUGUGUUUCAGGUGAUCAGCGGCCAGCAGCUGCCCAAAGUCAACAUUAAGGAGGACUCUAUUGUGGAUCCUCUGGUGCGGGUGGAGAUCCACGGUGUUCCUGCAGACCAGAGCAAGCAGGAAACCAGAUACAUCGAGAACAACGGUAAGGGGGAUGGGGAUCUCCGGUCCCUUACUAACUGUGUAAGAAGAUAAAACAAUCCAUAAAAAAGGCGAAACUUAAGCCGAUGAAGAUUUCAUAAAUACCUCUUGGGACAUCUAUCAUUUAUCAACAACAAGGCGUGAGGGUAAAUGGUCCAAACUGAGACCGUAGAGGAAAAUAAAGCUGUGUGUCAUCUGUGUAACACAUAAUCCAGAACUGGAUAGUUGAUAAACAUAAAUGAAAAAAGUGGAGGAUCAAGGACAGGGCCCUGCAGUAUCCCACAGUUCAGCAAACACAAAAACAGGCAGACUACUGAAAAAUAGCUCACAGACUUGCAAACAGGGUUGCCCCAUUUAAUCCAACUGUAUAUAAAAUGGGUUUACUUGUUUUUGAGCAGGAUGUGUGCUGAUGUUGUCUGGUUUCUGCACCCUGCAGGGUUCAACCCCGUGUGGUAUGACACUCUUCGUUUUAAGAUUCACACCCCUGAGCUGGCCAUGGUGCGCUUUGUGGUGGAGGACUACGACAAGACAUCUAAGAAUGACUUUGUAGGGCAGUAUACGCUCCCUCUGAGCUGUAUGCAGCAAGGUAAGGCCAGGAAGGGUUGUGUUACCUACUUUGACAGCGAAACUGGAACAUGCCGAAGGAGAUGAAAAUGAAGCAUGUGUUAAAACCUACCAUAGCCAUUGGAAGAGAAACUCAUAAAUACAAAACCCAAUUCCACUGAAGUUGGGAAAUUGUGAUAAACGUAAAUAAAAACAGAAUACAAUGAUUUGCAAAUCCUUUUCAACCUACAUUCAAUUGAAUACACUACAAAGACAAGCUAUUUAAUGUUCAAACUCAUAAACUUUAUUUUUUUUUUUUUUGCAAAUAAUAAUGAACUCAGAAUUUCAUGGCUGCAACACGUGACAAAGUAGUUGGGUCAGGAUCAUGUUUACCACUGUGUUACAUCACCUUUCCUUUUAACAACACUCAAUAAACGUUUGUGAACUGAGGAGACUAAUUGUUGAUGCUUUGAAAGUGGAAUUCUUUCCCAUUCUUGCUUGAUGUACAGCUUCAGUUGUUCAACAGUCCGGGGUCUCCGUUGUCGUAUUUUAAGCUUCAUAAUGCGCCACAUAUUUUCAAUGAUAGACAGGUCUGGACUGCAGGCAGGCCAGUCGAGUACCCGCACUCUUUUACUAUGAAGCCACGCUGUUGUAACACGUGCAGAAUGUGGCUUGGCAUUGUCUUGCUGAAAUAAACAGUGGCGUCCAUGAAAAAGACGUUGCUUGGAUGGCAGCAUAUAGAAGCCGGCGGCUUUUCUGGAUAUUGUUGAUAAAUGGUUUUCGUUUUGCAUAGUAGAGUUUUAACUUGCACUUACAGAUGUAGCGACGAACUGUUUUUACUGACAGUGGUUUUCUGAAGUGUUCCUGAGCCCAUGUGGUGAUAUCCUUUACACACUGAUGUCAGUUUUUAAUACACUACAAAACACUUUUGAUACUGAGGGAUCGAAGGUCACAGGCAUUCAAUGUUGGUUUCUGGCUGUGGCGCUUACAUGCAGAUUCUCGGAACCUUUUGAUGAUAUUAUGGAACGUAGAUGUUGAAAUCCCUAAAUUCCUUGCAAUUCUACUUUGAGAAACGUUGUUCUUAAACUUUUAUGAGUAUUUGCUCACGCAGUUGUUCACAAAGUGGUGAACCUCGCCCCAUCCUUGCUUGUGAAUGACUGAGAAUUUCUGCUCACCUGUGGGAUGUUCCAAAUAGGUGUUUGAUGAGCGUUCCUCAAAUUUCUCAGUUUUUUUUGCCACCUUUCCCAACUUUUUUGUCACGUUUUGCUGCCAUCAAAUUCUGAAGUUAAUUAUUAUUUGCAAAAAAAGAAUAACGUUUAUGAGUUUCAACAUUACAUAUCUUGUCUUUGUAGUGUAUUCAAUUGAAUAUAGGUUGAAAAGGAUUUGCAAAUCAUUGUAUUCUGUUUUUAUUUACGUUUAUCACAAUUUCCCAACUUCAGUGGAAUUGGGUUUUGUACUUUUCUACCGACAGUGGAGUGGAGAAUUACCAAAGACAGAUGAAUAGGAAGCCCCUGUGACUUAUCAAUAAUAGCAAAUUUGACACUAAAGCAGAUGAACAGGAAACCACUUAUAACUUACUAUGUACAGUGAAACAUGGAGUCACCAGCGACAAAUAAACUGCCCUCCUCUGGGGAUGUGAUGAACAUGUGAUAUUUUUAUGUAUGUCUAUGUAACUGUAGCAGUGAAGGCAAGGUCUGGGAGCUGUUUAUUGCAAAUGGCAAUAGGGAAAUAACUUCUUUCUUGUAAUUUUGUCUUCUGUUUUCAGGUUACCGUCACAUCCACCUUUUGUCCAAAGAUGGAACCAGUAUUCCUCCUUCCUCCUUAUUUGUUCACAUCAGGAUCACAGAGCUGGAAUAA
Molecule: messenger RNA, 21255 nt
Organism: Xyrichtys novacula (pearly razorfish)
Lineage: Eukaryota; Metazoa; Chordata; Actinopteri; Labriformes; Labridae
Source: the annotation of a GenBank genome assembly